AAAUAUUUCAACUAAAUCCAAACAUUUGGAGCCCAACUCUGGUAUGCGAUAUUAGCAUUUCGUGCUUCUAAAUUUCCACAAAUCCGCACAAAACUCCGCAUAUCAGAGAAUGAUCUAAGCAAAAAUUAUGAAUUUGGUGUCUUUCGUAUUUUCUCUAACCACCAUCAGAGGUACCAAUGUGAGUAACACCUACCAACCUCUUGGGAACAACGUUUUUGUACCAUCCAUGGGGUUCGGAGCGCAUACGAACGACGAAUAUCAAUUAAAAACAGCUCUAAAUAGAGCACUGGAAGUCGGCUAUCGCCACAUCGACACCUCUCCUUUUUAUAAGAACGAACAUAUCAUAGGAGAAGUUAUAAGAGAGUGGAUAUCAUCGAAGAAAUUAAAGAGAAAAGAUUUAUUCAUCACCACAAAAUUAGACACGCAUCCUGAUCACAUAGAAGAAGCUUUAAACAAUUCUCUUACCAAUUUGCAACUAAAACACGUCGAUUUAUACGUACUACAAAUGGAUGCAACAGAAGAUAUUAACAUUAUACACGCUUGGAAAAAAAUGGAACAGCAAGUAGAAUCCAAACGGACGAGAUCCAUUGGCUUGAAUGACUUCACCAAAGAACAAAUUCAGUCCAUCUUGAAAAUAGCUAAAAUCAAACCGGCCAGUUUGCACGUGAAAGUCCAUCCUUACAACCAGCAAUGGGAGCUGCGUUUAUUUUGCAAAAGGAGGAACAUUCUGGUAAUCAGUUACAAUCCUUUAGGUCCUGUUGGAGCGAUUGAUUCGGAUCCAGUUAUUAUAAAUAUAGCAAAAGGACGCAGGAAGACAACGAGCCAAGUGGUUUUAAGAUGGCUGCACCAAAUGCAUGUGGUGGUUCUACCAGCAACUCUCAAUUCCACGAUGAUACAGAGGAACAGUAAAAUCUUCAAAUUCGAUUUAUCCUACGAAGAUGUCGAGGCGAUUAAUGGUUUGGAUGAAGCACCAAGCGCAAGGACUCGUAACAUUGCAAAAAUUGGGGAUUAUCCGGAUUCGUUUAAACUCACCCAUUUGAAUGGAUAAAAACAACUUGGAUUAAAAUUAUUUUUAUUUA
This is a messenger RNA of Phyllotreta striolata, 1079 nucleotides long. Lineage: Eukaryota; Metazoa; Arthropoda; Insecta; Coleoptera; Chrysomelidae. The record is from the annotation of a GenBank genome assembly.